This is a messenger RNA of Cyclopterus lumpus (lumpfish), 2516 nucleotides long. RefSeq names its product zinc finger protein 385C (gene znf385c). Gene Ontology annotation, cellular component: nucleus. NCBI's taxonomy places the organism in Eukaryota, Metazoa, Chordata, Actinopteri, Perciformes, Cyclopteridae. Gene Ontology annotation, molecular function: nucleic acid binding; zinc ion binding. The record is from RefSeq and is a predicted model, not a curated record.
CCGUUUACCCGGCAGGUGUCCUGCACCAUUCAUGCUGUUCGACGAGCCAUAUAUGAACAGAGAGGGUAUGAAACGUCCGUUCAGCCCAUCAGUUCUGCCAAACGGCGAACUCGACAGGAGGGGGUUUGGCGCCGGGCUGGGAGUGCAGAUGGACUGCGAGCCUGGCUGCGACACCCAGGAUGAAGGCGCAGUACCAGAUGAGCAGUCACCAGGGGGCGCCCUGCCUUCUGCGCUCUGCAGACCCAAAAGGGAGAGAAGGCAGCGGAGCUACACUAUGUGUGAGGUUUGCAACAUCCAGCUCAACUCAGCCGCACAGGCCCAGAUCCACUACAACGGCAAAUCCCACCAGAAGAGACUCAAGCAGAUCAGCAAAGGCAAGGUGCCAAGUAACACAGGUACAUCGGCCCAGGGCAGGUCCCUUCUGGCAUCCCUCCCCAUGCCCGGACGGCCUCUGCAGCCUCUGCAGCCUCUGCAGCCUCAGCUCGACCUCAAACACCUCCUGCCCUUCAGACUCAAUGGAUCCUCACCCCUCAGCCUUUUCCCGAACUUUAACACGAUGGACCCUGUCCAGAAGGCAGUGAUCAACCACACAUUUGGUGUCCCUCAGCCCCUCAAGAAGAAACAGAUUAUCUCCUGCAACAUUUGCCACCUGCGCUUUAACUCAACGAACCAAGCAGAGGCCCACUAUAAGGGCCACAAGCACGCCCGGAAGCUCAAGGCCAUGGAGACCCAGAAGAACAGGCAGCGACGAGGGGAGGCCUCAUCCACAGGAAGGGACCGAGACAAAGACCGGGAACGAGAUCGAGACAUGUGCAAGACGUUCACGUCUGAGGCAGCUCCUCCUGUGCUCAUGGAAAUAAGCUCAAUGGAGGGAGCGGAUCUCCAGUCUGACCAAGAGCCAGCCAACCUGGAGGAAAAGCUUGAAGAGAGUCCCAGCAGUUCACUCAUGCGGACACCAGAGGUUUCCUCUCUGGAGUUGGUCACCCUAUCCCCUCCACAGGUAUCGCCUUUCUCACACCUCUCAGAGACUGCCUCAGACGCCGAGGUCCCGGAGGCUAUCGAGGCCGUGGGACCCGUCACUGAGUCAGGCAGCAAUGCGGACACGUCCAGCGUGAAGGAGGAGCCACGAACAGAUGAGGACAAGGACCCCAAAAAGAGCAAGGCUCACCUCCAUUGUCCUGUCUGCAAAGUCACAGUCAACUCCACCUCCCAACUGGAAGCACACAACACUGGUACAAAGCACAAGCUGAUGCUGGAAGGUCACAGUGUUCUGCCUCGGCGCAGGGGGAAGGUGGCAGCAGCCCGCGCGGGCUGCAAGAGCAAGAGGCUGGCGAGCAAAGGCAGCGUCGGGGUGCCCAGCAAGAACUUUCAGUGUGAAGUGUGCGAGAUCUUUGUGAACUCUGAGACCCAGCUCAGCCAGCACAUGAACAGCAGAAGGCACAAGGAUAGGCUGGCCGGAAAACCACCCAAACCCAAGUUUACCCCCCACAGCAAGAGCCAGCCGAGCACCAGCUUAGCGAACCUAAGAUGGAGUAGCUAUGCAGGCGUGGCUGUGUCUGCCAUGAAGAAAGCCUUCAGCCAGUACAAUCUCACCUCCCUCUCCUCACAGACCAAGCUGGCCUUGCAGAAGCAGCUGACCAAGAGCUUGACAACUGGCUUCAUGCCCGGGCCCCUCACCCACCCAGCUCUGUGCACAAUGGCUACUAACCCUCUGGCUCUGCGCCACCCAGUGGGCACCACCACCUUCAUCCAGAACCCCUUCCUUGGCCCUGCACUGUUUCGGCCUGCCCCGGGGCCGCUGCGGGCCACACACACACCCAUCCUCUUCUCCCCCUACUAAAGACUUGGCCCACUUCCUGAUUGAGCUCCACCCUUGUCCCUUUACCAAACCCCAGGCCCUCCUUCAGUGUGACCCACAUGACAAAGGCCACACGCAAACUAUGCAGCCCGCCUGACUUACAAUGGAAAGAGUGCACAAGUCCUGAUGCUCAGUUGGCCAUUAGGCCCGAGUGCUGUUCCUAUCAUAAAGGCCAAGAUCCCCCAUCAUGCCUUCUUUCUGCUCCUCUUAUCAUGACCCUAGGAGCCGGACAGGCCUCCAGACAGUGACUGGUGCACAGAGGCCACUUUUAUAGCCAUUUCAUGGGUCAACAUGGUUUGGAUUAUUAUAUUAUUGUGUAAUUUAUUAGAGAAGAAAUAUAGACAUGUCUAGAUGUAUGUUUAGUGUGGUUGCCACAAAAUAAGGUCCCUUUACUUGAUGCUCUUUUAAAACGUUUUUUUAACUUAUUGGUUUGGGGGUUUCAUAAAAGGUGGGAGGGUCAUAGGUCAUUGAAGCAGCUGUACCAGAGGCCUCCUCAUAUGGCUGGAUAGACCUCUCAGUGACCAGUGUUUUCAAUCAACAAUCCUAAAGGACCAUGUGAGGUCAAUUGCUGUCAUGUGUCAUGUUGGUUAUGGCGGUUAACAAACAGUCCUGUGAGUGUUAUGUAAAACUGCAUAUAUUAAAACCCUGCUUCAUCUCA